AUGCUGCCGUCUAUGAUUCUCCCUAUCGUCCUUCUUGCCUCGACCAUUGCUGCUGCUGCCCCUGUCGAGCAUGUCGUGAAUAAACGCGCUGAUGAUCCGAGCGAUACGGACAUCCUCCAAUAUGCACUUACCCUCGAACAUCUCGAGAACGCAUUUUAUAGUGGCGCCUUGUCCAAGUUUGAUGUUUCUGCGUUCCAAAAUGAUGGGUUCCCGUCAUGGGUCCGCGAUCGUUUCCAACAAAUUGCUGACCAUGAAGCCUCACAUGUCCAAUUUCUCUCCACCGCACUUGGAUCCAGUGCUACCCAAGCCUGCAACUACUCCUUCCCUUAUACAGACCCCAAAUCCUUUGCUGCCCUCGCUGGUGUUUUGGAAGGCGUAGGUACUGCUGCCUACUUGGGUGCUGCAAAGUAUAUCACCAAUAAGGAUUACUUGACGGCUGCCGCUGCAGUGCUCACAACCGAAACACGCCAUACGGCAUGGGUCAAGAGCGCUGUAAUGCACGAUUCAGCAUGGAGCGGCGCAUUUGACACUCCGCUCGACCUCAACGCCGUCUACUCCCUCGCCGCGCCUUUUAUCAUUUCGUGCCCGUCGUCGAAUCCGUCGUUGCCCGUCAAAGCCUUCCCUGCACUUCGCGUGACCUCGACGCCUUCUCCGGGGAAGAGUGUGACUUUCGACUUCAAUUCGACCUCGACCGGGUCUAAUCAAAUGCUCUACGCCGCCUUUUUCAGUGGACUCGACACGCUCUUCGCGCCUCUUGAUUCGAACAAGUCGGCUACUGUCCCGGAAAAGCUGGUCGGUACUGUCUAUGCAGUCAUAUCAACCAAUGGUACCGUCGUAUCGGACGAUAGUACCGUUGCUGGACCCGCCAUCCUGGAAUUCCGUCUCCCUGAGAUGGCUAGACAGACCAAUUAG
This is a messenger RNA of Serendipita indica DSM 11827, 912 nucleotides long. The record is from the annotation of a GenBank genome assembly. NCBI's taxonomy places the organism in Eukaryota, Fungi, Basidiomycota, Agaricomycetes, Sebacinales, Serendipitaceae.